Messenger RNA from Tripterygium wilfordii, 756 nucleotides. RefSeq lists its product as uncharacterized. The transcript has 3 exons. The record is from RefSeq and is a predicted model, not a curated record. Bases 227 to 511 code for a protein of 94 amino acids. Lineage: Eukaryota; Viridiplantae; Streptophyta; Magnoliopsida; Celastrales; Celastraceae.
UUCUGCAUAGCACUGUAGAGCAGAGUGCUUGUGGUCUGUUGCCUCUGGACUCGAUUCUCUGAUGAGGGUUUAGAGAUUACCCAACAAUCUCUUUUUGUGCAUUAAUGUCUGCGCGCUUGGUGGUCUAGGUGGGUCUGGUAAACUGACAAGGCGAGUGAAAAGGAGUGGAAUUUUAAGAGCUGGAGUUAUACCUGCAAGCACGAGUAGCUGUUAGAGGUAUAGAGAAAUGGCAGGCCAAGAGGAAGUAAAACAUCUUGAGGAUUGCACGGUAUCCAAUGCUUUGGGUACGUGGGUAUUCUCGGUGGCAGGGGCUUUGCUAGCAAUUCCAGUGGGGAUAAAACGGAAAUCUUUCGGACCUCUUGUGUUUUUUGGCACAACUGGUACAAUGCUUGAUAUUAUUAUUGGAAUCAGUCAAUGUGAAAGAGAGCAUGCUGAACGUCAAAUGAAGCUAUUAGAGGCUCAAAGUUCUAAGGGCGAUGAAGCUUUUGCUGCGACUGAAUCUGAGUCUUGAUAGCACAAAUAUACCUUUUGCUUGACGUUUUGAUGUUCUCAUUUUCUUCGAUCUGAGUGAUCGUAAGGGCUAGUUUCUUUCGAAUAGCUCUUUGCUGGAUUGGUAGCUAUUCAUUUCAUGUAUUUUUGUUCUUCAUGCUGCACUUCCCCGACAUUAUCUUCUGAACUUAUUUAUGAUGUGGAAUCAAGUCAUUACAGUAUAAAGUCGUCUUUGCUAAUAAAAAUUCCAGUUUGUGAUUAAUAUCA